GGCUCUCAGAAGCAGUAAUCAGAGAGUUUUCUAAACAAAAACUCGCGGCAACCAUGCGUGAGUACCAGGUGUUAGCCCUGGAGCUUGCCCCGGUGCUACGCCAAGCGCCGCCGUUUAUCGCCCAGGUGCAUCGCCUUCUCGGCAUUGUGGAGGUGUAUUCCCGUGAUGAUCUCAAGGCGGGGGCAUUAGAGUUUAUCCCGAUGGAACGGAUCUUGAAAAAUGCGUUAGAGCUCGAAAAAGCGUCGACAGCUUCGCUUGGGCACCAGGACUACGUCGUCAAGGCCUUGCUCGCGUGGUUUAAGAACGAUUUCUUUCAAUGGGUGAAUAAACCAGAGUGCCUCCUGUGCCACAACACUGACCAGGCCAAAAUUACAUCGUUAGGCGCGACCAAGUCUAGCGAAGAGGAGCACCGCCGUGCACAGGCCACGACUACCGAAAUUUACAAAUGCCAGCAAUGCCAUUCCACAUACAGAUAUCCCCGCAACAACGAUCCCUUGGUGGUGUUGGAGCAGCAUAAUGGGCGGUGUGGUGAGUGGUGCAACGGCUUUAUGGCGCUUUUGCACGCCAUGGAGAUUCCAGCCCGGUAUAUCUGGAACGCCGAGGACCAUGUGUGGUGUGAGUACUAUUCUGCUUCCCAGAAGCGAUGGAUCCAUCUUGACAGCUGCGAGAAUGCGUUUGAUGAGCCGUUGUUGUAUGCGCGGGGUUGGGGUAAAAAGAUGAGCUUUGUGUUUGCGGUCAGUGAGACUCUGAUUGUGGACGUCAGUGCAAAGUACAUUGACCCGGAACACCAGAUUCCGAAACAGUCAAAGUGCGAUGUGCGUUUGUUAGGCAAGUGCGUGAGAAUGUUCAAUGCCGGUAAAUGGCUUGCCUACAACGCGAAGCUAACUGAUUUGUUCCUUGACUAUGAGGAAGCGAGGCUCGACGAGUUCUACACAAAGGUGUUACGGCCUCAUUACGAAGAGGUGGCACAGUUGAAGGGUCCGUCAGUUGCGACAAAAACAGAGGAAUUGAAGCCAAGGGAGACCGGCGCAGGUGAGUGGACUGAGCUGAGGGGUGAGAGUGGGAAAUGACCGGCUCCCUGGACGAUGAGCAUCGACAAAGCGAAGGUGGGGGUAGUUAUAAAGGAGAGGGUCUCCUGGGGGCAGUUAUGGUUGGCUUUUCUUGUGUUCUUGGUAGCUGUUGGGAUGAAUUACGGUGUAGCAGUAUAAUGAAAUUCGGAUAGGUACGCAUCGUUCAUCUUGGUCAUUACAGGAUUCAUGGACACUACUGAGAAACGUAGACUUUACAAUGUGGACUUCAGCAGGUGGUUGUGUGCUGCCUGGGAAAGCAUUAGAAUCCAUACCAUUCCAGAAGCAAAAAAGAACCAAUGAAUAAGGGAUGUUGAAAUCUUAAUUUUAUAGUUUUGGUAACCUUGUAAUCCCCA
Messenger RNA from Babjeviella inositovora NRRL Y-12698, 1423 nucleotides. RefSeq names its product peptide-N4-(N-acetyl-beta-glucosaminyl)asparagine amidase. Lineage: Eukaryota; Fungi; Ascomycota; Pichiomycetes; Serinales. Bases 54 to 1070 code for a protein of 338 amino acids. Gene Ontology annotation, biological process: protein deglycosylation; glycoprotein catabolic process; protein quality control for misfolded or incompletely synthesized proteins. Gene Ontology annotation, cellular component: cytosol; nucleus. The record is from RefSeq and is a predicted model, not a curated record. The transcript has a single exon. Gene Ontology annotation, molecular function: peptide-N4-(N-acetyl-beta-glucosaminyl)asparagine amidase activity.